Molecule: messenger RNA, 1571 nt
Organism: Amblyraja radiata (thorny skate)
Lineage: Eukaryota; Metazoa; Chordata; Chondrichthyes; Rajiformes; Rajidae
Exons: 9
Coding region: 69-1571 (500 amino acids)
Source: RefSeq, a predicted model, not a curated record
CCUGCUGGACUUCAGCCCCUAGCGCAAAAUGGACGGAGAGUGAGCAGCAGUUAUUGCAGGUGGAGAGAAUGAAAAGAAACGAGAGAUUAGCCCUCUCGUCCUUCUCUGUGGCAUCGAUCACAUCUGGGAACAUUGCUCCAACCAGGCAACGUACAUCCUGCCAUCGGCCUGGCUUUGGAGGGAACGCAAGACCUGUGUAUCUCCGAGCUCUCACACUCAGUGACACUCCAGGUGUAGAUGGAGAAGGAGGAUAUUUCUUACUAGAAGACCUCCAUCAGCUGGUCAAGCCGAUCGCAGCUCACAACCAGGUCAGUGGAAGGGACCUCCCCGUCACUGCCCGCAAGCAGAGGCCAGCCCGUCCAAGAUUGGCACCCAACACCCAACAAUCAGCCCUACCUCCAUCCAGAGCCAUCUACCGCUCUGCUUACUCCAGCCCUUUGCGGGGGCCUCCGGGAUUUUCAAGCAAGAUCAAGACGUCUGACUUGACAGGGUGGUCCUCCUCCUUGGGAGACAACCGCAUCAGGAGCAGACAGAUUCAAGUGUCCCAUGCCCUGCAAGACACGUGGAAGAUCCUAAAGGCAGCCAACCGGUCCAAUGUCCACAUCUCCAUGCUGUACCUUGGGACUGGGUCAACGGUUUCCACUCAGAAUCCCAAUCAUCAAGAUGAAGUGAAGGUGUUUCAGCAAAUCUGUGGAGCCGAGAAUAUUUGUGUGUACAAGGGACAUCUCGUUCAUAGAGAACAAUUCCAGUUCGUUUCAAGACGACACUUUGCUUUUCUGUUCAGCGCCACGAUCCACGUGAACGGGCUGGUGGCUGCCCGCAUCAGCUGGUGCUGUGAGCACAAGUACCCUGUUGGCUUCCAGCUGGGAAAGCGAAGCUGCUUCCGUCUGAUGGGCGUUCGAGGAGGAAUACCCUGCCACAGGUGUCUGAAGGCCUGGCCCUACCAAGGACAUGGGAGUAAGCAGACGGCAGAUGUAACGCAGCCUGGGAGAGAGACUGACUUCACCGAACAAGAUGAGAGGUCACAACAAGCCUCCACUCCUCACUCCCAACAGCUGGAAACGUUGGCAAGAUCAGUGCCGGCAAUGUCAAAGUCCAGCUUCCUCAGGAGUGACGUGGGAGAGAACAAGAUGAUGAUGAGUGAUGGUUCCUCCAGCAACUCGAACUAUAAAGCCCCGACCUCAAUGAAGAUUCCAGCCUCUUCAGGAGCGAGGAGAUGGAAAUCAAGCCAGUCUUGUGAUACGGACCAGCAAACCACAAACGUCAAGAGUGCUUACCUCUUCCAUGAUGCUUCGAAUACAAAAAUGUCCUCACAAAUCCUAGGGUUUGACAGCGGAGGUUCGCCCACGGAUGUCUCUAAGGCAGAGCCAGCUGCACGGGCUCGGGUGAAGCUUGCCUCAGCCCUCAAACGUGCUGAGGCCACGUGGCCUGAGGCAGCGCACAGUGUCACGAGUGAGGCCAGUGGAGGCGAAAACUGGAAGGAGAGUGAGAGAGGAAAGAAACCGCCCGCACAUGGAAGGCAACCGACAACGUGUAGGUUUUACAAGUGUGGGAAGCGGGAGAUGUGUUAA